GUUGUUGGUUUUUGUGCCCUGCCUCCCUGCUCAUUUUUUUUUGGAUUUGUUUUCCAUGUUGCUGACCUCUGCCUUGAAUCAAGUAAACCUCAUUUUAUUCCUUCCUCCUCCAGUGAGUCUGAGUUCAAAUGUCACCUUCCAGAGACACUGCAAAAAAAAGGGUGGUAAUGCACCUAAAGCUGGUUGCCAACUGCUGUUAAAAAGCAGAAGCAGAAGCAGAAGAAUGGCAAAAAAAGAACCUGUUACAGCAUCACUGAGUUAUUUGUAGAGCAGUGGGGCAACAGAAUAGGAUUUGUUAAACUUGUUCAACAGUUUUUCAUGUUACACAUUUCAAAAAGACCUUCAGUACUGGUCUCCAAACCACAGUCCAUGGAAAACAGAUAAUCUCAUGAAGCAUAUACCAUCCAUCUUUCAGAAAUUUCUGUUGCUGGAUUCUAUCUUCUUUGACGUUCGUGGUGUGACUUCCAGAGGUGAAAGUUCAAGGGUCACAUAUUUCAGCAGAUUGUGAAAAUGUCACUAAAGCUUUUUCUCCUCAUCCUGGGAAUGACCACAGCCACUGCUGUUACUGCUCACGGAUCAUGGAGAACAGACAACAAAGAAUCUAGACCUGCUGUCCACCAUUAUGAUGGUGUCGAAGACAGCUACGAGUGGACCACGUGGUUCAAUGUUGACCACCCCGGAGGUCAUGGAGACUAUGAGCAGCUGGACGCUAUUCGCUUCUAUUACCGUGCUCGAGUGUGUGAGACUCCACGGGCAAUUGAAGCCAGAACCACUGAAUGGGUCCCAGCUCGUGAAACUGGGGAGAAGGUCCACGCAGACCCUACCGUGGGCUUCUGGUGCCUGAAUGAGGAGCAAGGUCCUGAACGCAACUGCUCCAACUACGCAGUCCGCUUCCUCUGUCCUAAAGAUAACAGUAUAAACAUUCAGGGUACCUGGGGCCUGUGGUCAGACUGGAGCCCAUGCCCUGCUCUUUGUGGUCAAGUCGGGGUCCAAAUUCGCUCCAGAAGCUGCCAGUCUCACUUUAUGCCUUGCAGUGGGCCUAAAGUAGAAGGAAAAGCAUGCAAUGGACCAGACUGCCCAAAGAUAGAAUGUCCCCUACAGUGCGUGAUGGGGAGGGUGAAUGCUGAGUGUGACACAUGCAUGUGUGAAGAGCACAUUCUGUUGGGUUCUGUACGCAGAGCUGGAGGUCUCACUGCUGAAGGGGCUGCUAUCCUUCGCUAUGGCAAACUUCUUACCCUUACUGACCACAAUGGACAUUUCCGCAUCCCCGGUAUUUGCCCUGAUGGCAACACCACCCUGACAAUCAGCCUGCAGGGUCAUGCCUCCCACAAUGUUGCUGUACCCAGCAGCACUGAACGUACCUCAGUCCUCAGUAUACAGUUGAAAAGAACAGAGAAACUCCGUGUGUUGAGCCACCCUGACAGCAAGGCCAGGAGGGAAGGACAAACUGCUGCAUUCUGCUGCAAAGUGGCAGGAACGUCACAGCCAGAUGAAUACCAAUGGUUUCAUAACAAUAGCCUCUUGGAGAAGCGGUCUGACAGCACCUUGGUCUUAAAAGAUCUGCAUCCUGAGCAGGCUGGGGAAUACUACUGUAGAGCAAGAGGUCCAUCUGGUGCUAUUAAGACCAAAACAGCUACACUCAGAGUCUUAGGUAAAGAUGAGCAUUCAUGCAACCCCAAGCCUGAAUCCCACCUCAUCCAUCUUCCACAUGACUGCUACCAAAACAGCACCAACUCCUUCUACCAUGAUGUGGGUAGGUGCCCCUCAAGUACAUGUACCGGACAGCUGGACAAUGCCAUCAGGUGUAAAGACAAAGUGGCUUACUGCUGUGGUGUGAGAAAGAUGGAGAAGAGGCAGAUAACAUGCCAGGGGUACCAACUGCCGACCAUGGUGGUGACCGAGUGUGGCUGCCAGAAAUGUGUGGACACCAAGGCUAUUGUGUACGGGAGAGCCAUUGCUGCAGACAAUGAUGAGCCAAUGAGGUUUGGUCAUAUCUUUAUGAAUGGAGUCAGAAUCAGCCGCACAGGCUACAAAGGUACCUUCUCCGUCCAGGUUCCUCCAGACACAGAGAGGCUAGUCCUGACGUUUGUGGACAACAUGCAGAAAUUUGUCAAUACCACAAAGGUACUUCCAUUUAACACCAAAGGAGGGGCUGUUUACCAUGAGAUCAAACUUCUAAGAAAGAAAGUUCCUGUGACCAUUAGCUCCACAGAAACCAACACUCUGGAACUUGGGGAGGUAGAGGGCCAGGAGCCAAUGGUUCAAAUCCAGAUUCCUCCCCAUUCUUUCUACAAAGAGAAUGGAGAAGUUUUCACGGGUAAUGUCAGCGCUAGUGUAACAUUUCUCGACCCAAGAGAUGUCUCCACUGCUACUGCAGCUCAAAGUGAUCUAAAUUUUGUAGGAGAUGAAGGAGAUACCCUGCCACUGAGAACUUACGGUAUGUUCUCGGUUGAUUUCAGGAGUGAGGAAAAUAAUGAGCCCCUGAAUGCAGGUGAAGUGAAGGUGUUCUUGGAUUCUGCUCAGGUGAAGAUGUCUGAGCACCUCAGCACCAUGAAGCUGUGGUCCCUGAACCCUGAUACUGGACUGUGGGAGGAGGAGGGAAGUUUGCAAAUGGAGAGGAAAGGUAGGAGCAAGAGGGAGGAGAGAACCUUUCUAAUUGGUAAUAUGGAGAUCAGAGAGAGACGUCUGUUUAACCUAGAUGUCCCAGAGAACCGCCGGUGUUAUGUGAAAGUGAGGGCCUUCCGCAGUGAACGCUUCAUGCCCAGUGAGCAGGUGGAGGGAGUUGUAGUGAGUCUCAUAAACAUGGAGCCUACAGCUGGCUACUCCUCAAACCCACGUGCCUGGGGCCGAUUUGAUAGUGUCAUCACUGGUCCCAAUGGUGCCUGUCUUCCUGCUUUCUGUGAUGAACAAAGAGCUGAUGCCUAUUCUGCCUAUGUUAUGGCAAACCUUGGAGGGGAAGAACUGGAAGCUGUCCCCUCUGCUCCCAAACUCAAUCCAGGCCUCAUUGGAGUGCUGCAGCCUUACCUGAGUAAACUGAACUAUAGGCGGUCUGAUCAUGAAGACACCAGGGUGAAGAAGACAGCAUUCAGCAUCAAUGUGGCAAAACCAAGUCCCAACACAGCUGAGGAAGGCAAUGGACCAGUGUACGCAUUUGAGAACUUGAAAGAAUGUGAGGAGGCUCGAUUCAGUGCAGCACACUUCCGCUUCUCAAGAGUGGAAGGAGACCGCUAUGAUUACAACACAGUGCCAUUUAAUGAAGAUGACAAAACAAGCUGGACAGAGGACUACCUGAGCUGGUGGCCCAAGCCCAUGGAAUACCGGGCCUGCUAUAUUAAAGUCAAAAUCAACAGCCCACAUGAGAUCAAUGUGCGGUCCCACAACAUGGGUGGCACCCAUCCCAAGACAGUAGGCCAGCUGUAUGGCCUCCGAGACACUCGCAGCAUUCGUGACAUGGACCAGGCAACAUUAUCAGCUGUAUGUGUGGAAUUCAAGUGCAGUGGGAUGCUGUAUGAUCAGAACCGUGAUGAUCGUACCCUGGUGAAGGUGAUUCCACAAGGAAGCUGCAAAAGAGAGCAUGUCAAUCCAAUGCUUCAGGAGUAUCUGGUCAACCAUUUGCCCUUAGCUGUCAACAAUGACACCAGUGAGUUCACCAUGCUAGCACCUCUUGACCCACUAGGACACAACUAUGGAAUUUAUACAGUGACAGACCAGGAUCCGCGCACAGCCAAAGAGAUUGCACUUGGACGCUGUUUUGAUGGAACUUCUGAUGGUACAUCUCGUGUCAUGAAGAGCAAUGAGGGCAUAGCACUGAUGUUCACCUGUGGAGAUCGUGAGGUGACACAGCAGAAUGUCUUCCAGUCCCUGCAGAGUGCUCAAAGUCAGGUCGUAACAGGAGAAGGCAGGCAGAACCGCCGCCGGCAGAGAGCCAACAGACGUGGCAGCAGUCGCAGACGUAGCACAGAAACCCUACAAGAUUUGCAGAAGCCACAAGCUAAAAAACAUUAACGGUCAAGACUCUACUGCAAACUGCAUAUCUACAAUGAAGUUAAGUAGAUAGUGUCAUCUCUUUUUAUACAUAUAUUUUAUACUGACUUUUUUUCAAAGUGUAUUGCUAAACAAACCUAGGCUAUACACUACCUGGUCACAUUAAUAGUCGCAUCUGUACAACUGUAUGCCUUAACAUCUGUGUUUAUGAAGCUCAAAAUGUUUGUUUUUGGCAAAAUUUUCAUAAAUGUGUAAAUUCAAUCAUGCUUAUUAUUGAGGUGGUGUUGUAUUAAAGACUACAUUAUAUUCUGAGAUGCCUCUAUAUUUGUCCUCCCCAGCUACAUGCAUGAGACAGAAUAUUAACAUGCAUGUCAAAUACACCACCACCUUUAACUAUAUAAUAAAUAUAAUUGAAAGUAUACAUUUGACAGCU
This is a messenger RNA of Monopterus albus (swamp eel), 4417 nucleotides long. RefSeq names its product cartilage intermediate layer protein, nucleotide pyrophosphohydrolase (gene cilp). Bases 511 to 4005 code for a protein of 1164 amino acids. The transcript is spliced from 10 exons. Lineage: Eukaryota; Metazoa; Chordata; Actinopteri; Synbranchiformes; Synbranchidae. The record is from RefSeq and is a predicted model, not a curated record.